AUCUCUAUCGCGUGUUUGCGUGAGGAGGUUGCGGGGUUUAGCAGCCUGUUGGUUUGGAUGAUCGCUACCAACGUGCCAGGAUUACGGAGAGUAAAUUAAGUGAAAUAAUAAAUUUUGAGUCACGAAUCAACCCCCAUACAAGCGUCAAUAUGUCUGACACCUAACUGGACAUUGUUUUAAGCUGUACAAUGCCGUCCGUACUUUUUUCACCUCCGAAAUGGAUUCCAAAAUUUAAAGGGCAAAGCUCAUAUAAUCUACAUCACGUGAACAACCAUUAAUUUUAUUUCGUUGAUAAUUACUAAAUUUUCCUGAGGAAAAUGGCGACUGUUUACAGAAAUCGACAACUGAUGUAUCUCUCCGUAAUACUUUUCUUUUACUUUGCAAGUAUCGGAUGUUUGUCACCUUUCCUAACCUCUCACAUGAGACAUCUAGGAUUUUCAUUAUCUGAAAUAUCAUUCAUCAAUGCCGUCUCUGCUUUCUUCAGCAUAAUCGGUCCUGUUCUUGGCGGCACUUUCGCCGAACGAAAAAACCGGUACAAAUCCACCACCAUCUUCUGCAUACUAGUUGGGGCCAUGGCCUUCGUAGCCCUUUCCUUUGUGCCCCGUUAUGACAAACUCAAUUACAAACCACUGGUAGACUUCGAUUGUGAUGCUGGACUGCGAAUCGAACGCUGUGUUAACUGGGCUACAUGUGGUGAGGCUCUGCAUUCUACUGACAACUUAACGAAAAUCAAACUGUCAAAAUGUCACUACCAGUGUCCUAAAAGCGGACAUUUCACGUCACCUUAUCCUCUGCAUUUGUGUUUCCAUGGAGAUAGUGGUAAUAUAUGCGUAGUUUUUGACAGCGAUAAUCAAAACAAUUCCUUAACAGAAUUCGAAAGUCAUUUGCAGUCCUGGCCUUAUGUUGAAGUCCCCGCCCAAAGCAAUGAAACUUUAACCAACUCUUCACAAACGAUUGAAGAAGACGUUCCAAGAGCUCAUGUAGCAAUGUGUAAUCAUUUACCUCUUGCUCCAGUAAGUUUCAACCAGAAGCAAUAUCAAGGCAUCUCUUGCAGACCCAAAAGGGAAGACUGCUCUAUCCAUUGCAAAGUGACAUUUAUGUCCGGUGGACAAACAGUAUAUCCCAGGCAAUGCGAAGAAGCCUUUGGAAAUCCCACCACCACAUUUUGGAGCUAUUUAGUUUUGAGAAGUAUCGGAGAUUUGUGUCUCUUGACAGCUAUAUGUUUGCUGGAUGCUGUCACUAUCUGGAGCACUAUAGAUUACGAGGGUUGUUAUGGACGUAUGCAUGUUUGGGCGGCACUUGGCAUGGCAUCCUUGUCUCCCAUUAGUGGUUCAUUGCUCGAUUACUACACAGACAUGGAUGGACGAAUCGAUUUCACUCCUCCAUCAUUUCUGGCAUCAACCUUUUCUGUGAUUGCCUGUGCUUUGAUCAUCGUGUUGCCAAUUCACAGGCAGAAAUCAUUACAAUUCCAGCAAGCUGUAAUGCCAACUAAAGAAGUCAAGUUUUUCUCUGGGGAGAUGAUUAUCUUUCUGUUCAUCAUUCUCAUAUUUGGCAUGCAGUGGAGUAUUCUCUACACUUUCUUGCCCUGGUUGACCAUGGACAUUGGAUGCACAGCCACACAGACGGGUCUAGCCGGCACUCUGAUGUUUGGAUUCAGCAUACCGUUUCUACUCAUCUCUAAGAAUAUGGUGAGGAACAUCGGCAAGGCUAAUCUGCUGGUUUUCGCUUUCUUAUUUUAUUUCACAAGAUACGCAGGAAUCACUUUCGUUUCAUCUCCUUGGUGGACCCUGCCUUUCGCUUUAAUGGGAAGUUUCACCCUCUGCGUCAUGUGGAUUGCUUCAGUGGCAUAUGGACAGAAAUUGGCCCCUCCUGGUUACAGCCUCAUCAUGCAGUAUCUACUUAAUCUCGUUCAUUUCGGUCUUGGUCGUGGCUUGGGCAGUUUGACUGGAGGAGCCCUUAUUUCAAGCUACUCACAAAGAGUUGUGUUUUGUGGCAUCGCUGUCUUUUCGGCUGUCCUAGCCUUUCUGUAUCUCACCCUGUACCACGUCGGAUUGCGACAGCGGCAGAAAGGAUCUUACCCAGCCAUUCUGAACAGUACAUGGUACCCACUUCAGACUCGCUAUCCCAAUGGUGACGCCAAAGCCAACCAGCCUAUUGUUGGAGACCAAGAUGAUGACAUCGAAAACGCGCCAAACAGUCGCCAAGCCAACCACAAAUGAAGAUACUGGAAUGCAGUUCUUAUGUACUGAACUUUAAUACAGCAUGAUGUUUAACGUAGUUCAUUCGUCGACUUCAUAGCUAAAGAAAGAUCAAAGAUUUUAUCUAACAAAGCUUUUUCUUAGAUGAAAUCUUCUGUCUUUGCAGCGUAGAGCAACAAAACUCUUAUCUUUGGGAUUUUAGGAAUCUUCAAAAAAGUAGAAUAUUUUAGAGCAUCAAGUGAUAUUUGUCCAGUGACGAACGCGAGAAUUUUUUCCAAAUAUUUACGACAAGAUGGUGCUUUAAAUUGAUGUGAUGUAAUAUAGCAUUAUCUUUUCAUUUGCAUUUGAAUUGUUAUCCUAUUUCCAUGGAUGCCCGAUUGUAAGGCAGAAAAGAAAUCAAAUCUCGCCAAAUAUGAGAUAUUUUGGCAACGAAUUUAUGAUAAUAACAGUAAAUGAUGUGAUGCCAUGGUAUGAAGACGUAUAUAUAUAUAUAUAUGAUUGGAUAAGUAAUGUAUAUGUCUAUAGCGGUAUGAGAAGUCAAUUACAAUGCAAUCUGAAAAAGUUUAAAAAAAAAAAAUGCAACAAUGAGGCGUUGUAGAGCCCAAAUCAACUAUACAGUGGAUUUUCUAAAUUUUGAAUUUUAUAAAUUGCCUAAAAACAACGAACAGUUGUUUUUCAUACAAUUUUUGAAUCUAAAAUGGAUACUAACAGAUCCAACACAGUAUGUGAUUUAAUGUAGGGGCACUUGAAUAUUUUAUUGAUGUUCAUAUGCAUAUUUUGUCAAAACUUUAUCCUAAUUGCUUUAACAUUUUAAUGACUGUGCUUCCUUGAUUCGGAAAGAUAUUUUAGAUACAAAUAUUUUUUGGACAACAUUUGAUGCCAAAAUAUGUAUCUUGGUCAAAAUAAUGUUGCUGCGUGGGCUGGCUCCCACAGCUGUCUUUUUCAAAUUAGAAUUUGCAUUUAUUCAUUUAUAUUAUUUGUAGUAUCUUUUCAUCUGAAGUAAUACUGAGUUACUGUAAAAUAUCUCAUUUUAUGCUAUGAUUGUAUGAAAUUAUCAGCGAACUGAUUGCUAAUCACUUUAUAGCUGCACAGUUGACAGCUACUCUUAGUUGUCAGAAUUUGCAUAUGUUACUUCAUUGUUUUGUAGUUCAGUUUCUUCUCUUUUGUAAAUAGUAUUGAUUUAUUUUUAAGAAUGUUUUUUGUCGUUGACUGCAUGAAAACUGGCGAUGAAUCAGUUGCGAAUUAUUUAACAGAAGCGCCGUUUUUUUUCCCACCCGCCAUCAGAAGUACGUCCAAGUAUUUUGUAACAAGACAUUUUCGUGACUUUUGUAAAUUUUUUUGCUAGCGUUUUCUAAUUUUAUAUCGUAUAUUUUGUAUUGCUGACUGACAAUAAACUGACUUUCAUCAGUCGCAGGGUGUACGUCCUAGCUUAUUGUGAAAAGACGCUUACCUGCAUCUUGUCUGUACGUAUAUUAUAUUACAGUAUCGUAUAUGUUGUACUACGUUAAAGAAAUGCAGUUUCAUUCCGUCAAUCAUCGAAUGCACGUCUAAGUGUAUUGUGAAAAGGCACUUACCUGCAUCUUGUUUGUAUGUAAUCAUACUGGAGUAUUUUGUGUACGCUGUACUGCAUUACAGAAACGCUUUUUCAUUCCGUCAAGUGUAUUGUGAAAAGACACUUCUGCAUUUUAUAGUGUGUGAAUAGGAUUUUUUAGCUUAUUAAUAAUGCUAGCAAAUAAAAAUAUGUGUUUAAUAUUCCAUUUAAAUGCAAAAAAGGGCAUAUGAUGUAAAAAUGUUCAAUGGGUGGUGGACUCACUUCAAUUUGUGACCAGUCAUUAACAGUUUGGUCUGGAACUGAACUUCUGAACCCAUCGAAUUACCGAUUGAUGGUCAUUGAAAUUAUUUUAUACUUUCUUCAUUUUUGUAUGUGUGUAAAGUAGUUUUGAACUUUUUCUCACUGUAAUCAAGUACUGAUCAUUUCGAUGGCAACGAAAUGAAAUAUGUUGUCAUAUUAAUAUUUUCAUCCAUGCUCUUGGUUGUUUAAAUGAUUAAUUGGUGGAUGAAUUUUCCAACUAAAAAAGUUUCUUUUUCUGUGUGCGUGUUGAUUAAAUUUUUGAACAUAAAGGAUUGGCAGUUCUCUUUAGUGUAGAGCCCUGUAAGUGCUUUUUAGAACUAACAUAAAAUCAUUGAUAAGUUCAUUAAUAAAUAUUUUUUGUCAAUAAUUUCACUGCUGUAAAAUAGCUAUAAGUAAAAAUUAUUUUAAAAAAUUCAUAAAAACGCACACAUAACAGGUUUUAAUUUUUAAUUAUUUUGCAAGACCUUACAUUUUAAAAACUAUUUUGCAGAUCUUUUCACCGUCUAAUACUUUAAAAUUAUGUAUUAUAUUUUAAGAAGAGAAAUGGCCCACUCUUCUAUUGUGUAUAGAGCAUUUCAAUGGUCAGUAAAGAUGUCAACUUUUAAAAAAAUCUGCAAAUCUCAUUUUGCAAAAGAAAUUUUAUUAUUUUAAAUUGGAAAAAAAUCGAUUUGAAUUUCUUUGUACUAUGUCAAUAUUAAAUAAAUUUCUUCUGAAUGUUUGUUUUAACGAAGAAAUUAAGAACAAUUGCUUUAGGGAAGUUUAUUAUUGGUACAAUCUCUUCAGUGGAAGAUUACCAUCUAGGCAGCUGCCUAUGAUCGUUUAGUCGAGGAAGAAACUAAGAAAACAUAUUUUCUUAGUUGUCAAAUAAAUUAAUUUGUAAAAAAAUAUAAUAAAAAAAAUUCAUUGAUUGAUAAAAUAUGAGGAUAUAUUAACUAAUUGUAUUUAUAUUUGUCGAGUAUAAUCAGACAGGUUUCGUUUCAUUUCAUUCAUUUAGUUUCUAUAAUACUUAUAAAUACUGAGUGUCUGCUUCAAUAGUAUUGUGCGCAAACUUGGAUGUCGGAGGUAAUCAGGAGUCAUGGCAGAUAAUUAAAGACAAAUAUUAUGCAUAAGGUUAAUAAACGAAUAUUAACCCAAAAUGAAUCAUUAACAAGUUACAUAUGUACUGCUAUGUGAAACUAAAUUAAUCAUUUAAUAAAAAGAGGGUCUCACAAUAUGCACUGCUUAGGGAGGGUCACAAAAUACCUAAAUUCACCACUGAGUUUGUUGCUAUAGGAACAAUAUACUUAUUAUGGUUUUGUAAAAACAUCUGCAGAUUAAAUUAUUGGUAAUUGUGAAGACUGAAUUGCUAAUUGUAGAGACUGACUAUUCCCAUAAUUUUAGAAUUCUUUUUCCUGUGUACUUCCUUUCUGUAUUGCGUUUGUAUUCGUCAGAAGCAUACCUGCUGAAUUUUGUCCGCUUCUGUAAUAAAAAUCCAGCAAACCGUUUUUAUGAAAUUAUACAAUUACAAGUUGAAUACUCGAAUCCGCCUCGAAGCCACACGGAGAAAUAUGAAUGAUCGGACCGCCGCGGCAGCAUUGGCGGAAACUGAGGUCCUAAGAGCCAUCGCGGGCCUCAGUACAACUCCUCCCGAGGAAGAUGCGUCCCACCAUCGGUAAGGGGUAGCCGAUCCCACACCAUUCUGAUUAGAAUGUUCUGCUAUACAGAAAAUUUCUCAAACUCGUAUCUCAGGUGUUCCCCUAUGUUAUAUACAAUUAUGCAUGGAAAACGAACUUGGAAAUGCCGCUUUAAAUAUCGUUAUAAAAAAAAAGUAAAUUCGAAAUACACAUUUUGAGACAGAACUGUCUCAAAAUGAUCCCGAUACUUUUACUCGAGAAUACUUUUUGGCCAAAAUUAAUUUUUGCAUUUUAAAUAACCUGCAACAUAAAGAAAAGUGGUUGAAUUUUUAAAAUAAGAAUACAUUUUGCAAUAAUAAAGCUGGGAACUUUAAAUUAUUGGGCUUUCGGUUGCUAAAAUGCGUGCAUUUCUACUAUUGCUCUAGAAAGUCAUUGAAUCAGAGUGAAAGACAAAGAGAGCGCAAGAAGAAUGAUUUUGCUAUCUGUUUUUAAAAACAAUAACUGCAAAAAUUAAUAGUCGAAGUUCUAAUAGCUCCAAUAACAAUUUCAGACUGCUUAACACUAACAGAAGGAAAUACUAUCUAACUUUUUGUAACAUUUUUUUAAGAUAAAUAAUAUAAAACACGUAAAAGUAAAGAAUGAAAAUUAUUUUCAUUAUUCAGAGUUAAUAUUAAAGAUAUUUUGAAAUUAAAAUUCUGAAAUUUCUCUUAAAAUCAAAAAUAUUUGUGUAUAAUUCUACCUACUGUUAGAAGAAAAAAAUGAUCCGAUGAUCGAAACGAAAUUAAUAAAUAGACAACCAUUGAAUCGUUGUAUAACUCCUCCUUACGGCUAAUUAAUAAAAUUCUUGAUUUGUUUUCCUUUUUUUUUUCCCCUAUCACUGUUUUGAAACAAAAAACAAAAUUUCAAAACUAGAUAUAUUGAGUUUUAUUCCUUUCUUAAAAAAAUCUUGUUGUAGAAUUUUAUUUUAAUAAAUAAUUUUUUAAUUCUUAUUUUUAGUGCAAAUCACACCAAAAUUUCAAUCAUUCUUGCAAGUUUUAGGCCUGCAGUUAUUUUAAUAGAUUAUAUGUAAAUUAAUAGCAAACGAUUCUGAAUCUAAUCGCCCAUAUUGUUUCAUGAAUUGAGCUCUGAGCAAAAUCAUCAUUCAACAAAAUCAUAUAAGAAUUUUGAUCGCUGAAAAUUUUGAUAGCAGAUUCUUCAGGGUUAAUUCUCAAAAAGUGAUUAAAAACCGUCUUGAUUUGAAAUAACAAUUAAAGUGAAACUGGAAAUUUUUAUAAUAUCUCUUGAUGCAAAAUUAUUUUUCUUUUUAAUUAAUUAAUGUUUCUUCUAUUUACUUUAUUUUCUAAUCUACUGGAGAUCUUUAUCCUUAAUGGCUAUCUUAAUUACCUUUCAAUCAAUUAUUAAAAUGCAUAAAACUUUAUUUUUUUUUAUGUAAUGAUGGAGCUAAUUUCUUUUGUUGAAUAUAAAUUUUCAGGGAACGUUUUGGAGGAGAUUUUUCCCUUGAGUUUAAAUUAUAGAAAGUAAAAAAUGUUAUUAAGUAAAAAAAAAAAAAAAAAAAGGAAAAGAAAACUCUUAGAAUCUAUUUAAAUGUAUGAUUUCAUCUUGAAAGAAUCUUGUAUUAUCUUGAAAAAUUUUAGAUAUAAUGAUUUAUAUGUGAUUUUUUUAAAGAAAUAUUGCAAAUAAAAAAUUCUUCCAUAGUAAAAAAAAGAAUUUUAUUUUUUCAAAAUAUGUCUUUUUUGUCGAGAUUUAGAUGGCAUUAGCAUUGAUUGUAUUACAUCUGAUUUUUUUUAUCAACAGAUUUUUUUUUCAAUUUUGAAUAAUCUACUACUAAUAGAUAUUUUGUUCAUAUUAAGUUUCGUUGUAAUCUUAUAUACUUGUAAUUU
Argiope bruennichi is the source of this 7543-nucleotide messenger RNA. Its product is annotated as major facilitator superfamily domain-containing protein 6-A-like. Gene Ontology annotation, cellular component: membrane. Lineage: Eukaryota; Metazoa; Arthropoda; Arachnida; Araneae; Araneidae. The transcript is spliced from 6 exons. The record is from RefSeq and is a predicted model, not a curated record. Bases 318 to 2219 code for a protein of 633 amino acids.